This is a messenger RNA of Necator americanus (New World hookworm), 441 nucleotides long. RefSeq lists its product as uncharacterized. The transcript is spliced from 4 exons. Gene Ontology annotation, cellular component: ciliary basal body; axoneme; cytoplasmic dynein complex. The coding region runs from base 1 to 441 and encodes 146 amino acids. Gene Ontology annotation, molecular function: dynein heavy chain binding. Gene Ontology annotation, biological process: intraciliary transport involved in cilium assembly; intraciliary retrograde transport. Lineage: Eukaryota; Metazoa; Nematoda; Chromadorea; Rhabditida; Ancylostomatidae. The record is from RefSeq and is a predicted model, not a curated record.
AUGGAAGUUAUCACACUACUCACCUUUUCGUUCUACUCAUCACACAACGAACAACUCAUCCGCGUUGGCAGAAGUUUCCUUAGUCAUUUCGCUUUCGGAACAACUGUGCCGAGAACGAAGGUGGAUGAUCACAACAAACCGAUUUACGUCGUAUGUGGCAUGGACACUUUCGAGUCAAUUGGACCACCUCCAAUAGAUACCGCUUCUUUCUCAAGAGCUGGACAACCAAUUCACCUGUGGAAACAAGCGUUCACUGAUCAUUUCCCGCAAACGGAAGCAGAGCUAGAAAAGAAGUCAACAGAAGACCAAGAGUUGUUCUCGGAACCAAUCAUCGAUAACCUCAUUGCUAAGCGAGAGAAGGAUCUGGAAAUGUAUAUAAAACAAAAGAAGGACCGCCAAGCAGCAGAGGCUCGAGCGGCAGAAAAAAUUAAAGCUAUCUAA